This is a messenger RNA of Leucoraja erinaceus (little skate), 2195 nucleotides long. RefSeq names its product calcium uniporter regulatory subunit MCUb, mitochondrial-like. Gene Ontology annotation, cellular component: mitochondrial inner membrane; uniplex complex. The record is from RefSeq and is a predicted model, not a curated record. Gene Ontology annotation, biological process: calcium import into the mitochondrion; mitochondrial calcium ion homeostasis. Gene Ontology annotation, molecular function: calcium channel inhibitor activity. Lineage: Eukaryota; Metazoa; Chordata; Chondrichthyes; Rajiformes; Rajidae.
CAGGACAGGUUGAGAUGAUGUGUGACUGUGGGCGGCGGCGCUGGCGCUGUGUGUCUCCCACAGACACAGUGUGGGCGGGCGGACAGACGGGCGGGUCCUGGGCGCCGGGAGACGGCGGCCGCUCCUCCCUCCUCGCCCUCCUUCCUUCUCUCCCCGGGCCGGGCCGGGACGCGGCUGUCGGGUGGACGAUGUUGUGGAGCCGGAGAUGCCUCAGGCCGCUGUUCCCGCUCACCGCCAACCUCCUGCGGGCGGCGCCGACACGGUCACCCACACCGGCGCAAAAGGACUCAGGAUCGUGCUUCCGACUGAGACAAUGCACAGUGGCCCUUUACAACACUCUCGUCUCAUCUGAUGAGGUGACUGUCGAAUGCAAAAAUAGGUUUACAGUAAUCUCCAUCAAGCUCCCCUCCAGAAAAGAGUGCUGCCAGUUUAUUGUAAAGCCACUGUUGAUGAAUGUUGGAAACUUUCUGAGGGAUGUGAAGGAUGAAGAUCAAGGCAUCAGCAACAUUGCAAUCCUUGCAGAAGAUGGCACCAGAGUUUCUGCCUCCACUCCAAUGUAUGUUCUGCUAACAAAUAACUUUCAAUUAGUUAUUAAUGAGACAAAGUAUUCUGUAAUACCUCCGAAAAAAGACCAUGUGAGCAGCGAGCAGUCUACAGAGAUGGACAGUGUGAAAGACCUGAUCCAAAGGCUUUAUGUGGCGUUACAUGUAGAAAAUCACCAGCUCAUCAGAGAACAGGAACUCCUGGAGAAACUGGAAGAGCUAAACGACCAGCGACAAAUUAUUGAACAGACGAGGUCGCAGUUAUAUCUGAAAGCUGAAGCUAAAUCCAGUCGAUUCAUGUGGACAGCUUUGGGUCUGAUGGCCACUCAAGGUGGAGCAUUGGCUUGGCUAACAUGGUGGGUCUACUCCUGGGACAUCAUAGAGCCCGUCACCUACUUCAUCACAUAUGGGAGUUCUUUGGCCUUUUACGCAUACUUCCUCAUCACGCGCCAGGAUUGUGCAUACAGUGAGAUAAAAAACCGACAGGUGCUUCAAUACUUUUACCGGAUUGCCAAAAGACGUAGAUUUGACGUGGAUAGGUACAACAGAAUCAAGGAGGAGAUAGCUGAGGUGGAACAUGAUCUCGGACGUCUGAGGAAUCCUUUACAUUUGCAACUUCCAAUCGAACACUUAAACAGCAAAGUUUAAAAAUCUACAACUGAUGUUUGAACAGUGCUGACAACUUGAGACCAUUCUUCCACAUUAAUGCCAAAGAAUGCACUUAAUUACUAUUUAUGGAAGAAAAAUACCAUCAGAAUGGUCACAGCACAUGCCAUAUGAAAUGAUGAGAAAGCACAUCAUAAAUUCUCCUGUUUAAAAUUAUCCUUUUCAUCCCCCCUUUGAAGCGAAAACAAUGGCUGAGGCAUCUUUUUAUAAUUUGUUUUAGUAGCUUUAGGGCAAGUACCCUCUCUCUGAUCUCUAACAAGUCCCCACUUGGAAAGAGACAAGUUUGACAUUUUCUCUUUGAUGCUGUUUCUGGUUUCUGUAAAACUUGGUUUAAUUUAGUAAAUUGUAAGUUUCCUGUUUGUCACAGCCAACACACACAUGUCUUGUGUACUUGCCAUUAUUAAGGGCCUGUCCCACUUGGGCGUCAUUUAGGCGUCACGAUGCGCGCAUGGUGUGCAUUACGCCGCAUAGUGACGUAGGCACUGACGUGCGGUCGCGCGCGGCGCCCCAGAAUUUUGGGAUUCACAAAAUCUUCAUGCACCACCUGCGUGACGCGCAAUUGACGCCCAAGUGGGACAGGCCUUUAAUUGUCCUGUUUUCCUCAUUCUGCUUUCCGUUUUGAAGAUAUGUUUGCUGUUAAUAAUCAAACAAUAAUAUCUCUCUCACUCAGUAUCUCUUGACAUCUAUCUCUUUCUUUCAGAGUUCUUGACCAAGUAACGCUUACUUUUAUAUUUUAAGCAGUAGAUUGGGGUAUCGGCUUUUCUUUCCAGGAAAGCAGGGGUUGGAUGUUUGAGAAAGCUUUCCGAUUCAUUUUUCAGGAAAAAAAAAGGCUCAUCUGAAUCAGAAAUACAAAUAAAACUUGCCAGUGCUAUUAUUCCACAAUACUGGAAGGUAAUGAGGAUAUGUUUGAUACAUGUUUAUUAAAGUUUAUCAGUUUCUUAAUACUUUGAAAUGCAUUGAAAUAAAGAUGACGUUAUAGCAGUAAAA